This is a messenger RNA of Strongylocentrotus purpuratus (purple sea urchin), 1140 nucleotides long. RefSeq lists its product as uncharacterized. The record is from RefSeq and is a predicted model, not a curated record. Lineage: Eukaryota; Metazoa; Echinodermata; Echinoidea; Camarodonta; Strongylocentrotidae. The coding region runs from base 123 to 803 and encodes 226 amino acids. The transcript is spliced from 3 exons.
GAAUGAAUUUCCCAAUUUGUAUAUAGAAUGAUUGAGUGAAUUGAUCAAACGCAACAAGAUUGUGGACUUGGACGGACGAACGAGUUGCAUAAUCUUUCUAGUUUGUUAUAUCUUCAUUGAACAUGGGCAAUAUUACUACGACUACCAUGGUCCCCACGGUCUCGUCAUCGUCAACACCUAUCAUCAACAUCGGAUCUCUAUCUUCAAGUUGGUCAGAAGGCCUAAGUGAUACACCAAUCAUUCUUGACUACUCUGACUCUGUUCAGAGUUCUGAAAGUAGCGAUCUGGAUGAAGGCACACCUACUGCAACGUCCUUAACGAAGGAGAUGCUGACAAGUUCCUGUCAGGACACUGGUAUUUUCCCAGAUUCCAGUCCGCCGCUAUUACAUGGAUUCCCCGGUGGGUUUAUCUCCGGCGUAGCAUCUCUUACUCUCCUGCUCAUCAUCGUCGCUCUGGUUGUCUAUACCAUUCGUAAACGACGUCGACAUGACCACGCUUUACCACCUAAUGUCAACGUGUCAGCACUAGCAGAAGGGGUGUAUCAAGAAUAUAAUGGACAGCCGAAAAAGGUAGAGGGGGUGGCAUCAACUAAGGGCGGCGAUGGCCAACAUUACCAGGAGAUUAUUACUAUUAAACACGAUCAGUUCAUUGCAAAUAAAGGAGCUAACAAGGAUAAUCUUGUGUCAUCAGACAACGAAUAUGUUUACACUGAUGUAGGGUAUAAGUCAGAUAACGAACCCACUUACUCAAAUGUCAAAGUAUUUCUAGGGCAAUCACCAAACAUGCAAAGUACCACGGUGUAAACUUGUGUGAUUUCAAAUGAGAAGGAAAUUACCCCCUCUCCCCUCAUAAAGAGGUGUCAUGGUCUCCAGGGCGAUGACCUUGAUGCAGUUUACUGUCAGAUGAUAGGCUAACGGGGUUCGAAUCACUAGCACGCCACCAACGUCCUAUCUACAGUCGCCACUCUUUAUCCUAAACAAUAAAAUUGUUUGUGAUGAAUAAAAGAAAGGUUAUUGAAUGAUUAAGCACUUAGGAUAGAAAUGUGUUUAAAAAUAUCAACGUUUAAAAGCAGUAUAUUAUCAUACUGGGCUAUAUAAGCAGAAAGGAAUCAGAUAAACAGAGAUAAUUAGAAUAAAAGAG